Molecule: messenger RNA, 650 nt
Organism: Capsella rubella
Lineage: Eukaryota; Viridiplantae; Streptophyta; Magnoliopsida; Brassicales; Brassicaceae
Product: small ubiquitin-related modifier 1-like
Exons: 4
Coding region: 152-475 (107 amino acids)
Biological process (GO): protein sumoylation
Cellular component (GO): nucleus
Molecular function (GO): ubiquitin-like protein ligase binding; protein tag activity
Source: RefSeq, a predicted model, not a curated record
CAUAAAACCUUCCUCGUUUUCUCAGAUGGAAUAGUUUUUAUUCUCCGUUAGUUCAUUUCUUCACCAUCUCAUCGAUUGAUUCUUUUUCAUUUGACUCUGUUAUUAUUCUCAUCAUCUCAUUGUAAAGAGGAGAUUUUGGAGAAAGUGAACUAUGUCGACGGUAAGAUCAGAUAUUACCGAUGACGGCAACUCUAGUGUCAACUCUAGCAUCAAUAAUGGAGGAGAAGUAAUCGAUCAAAAAGAGAAGAGAAUCGUACUCAAAACAAGAUAUCAUUAUCGGGAUGAUACUGUGAGAUACUUCAAGAUGAACAGAAACAAGCAGUUUGAAAAACUCAUGAAGUGUUACUGUGCGCUUCAAAGUCUUGAUUUCGACAACACUGUUUUCUUCUCCUAUGGUCGUCGUCUCAGUCCUGAACAAACACCUAAUGAGCUUGAUAUGAAGAAUGGAGAUGAAAUUGAAGCAUUAAUUGAUUAGGUGUUCUAAAAGAUUGGAUUCGUGACAGAUAUUGUUACAAUGAUCUAUGAUGGUUUUUUUGCUUAUACUACUAGUCUUGUAUUGGUGGUUGAAUUUAUAAUUGAUUAUGAGAUUUGUUUCAUUUGAGAUGAGAAGAGAAUAAUAAGAAAGACAAGUUUAUAUUUGUUAUCAUUGA